AGGGGCCGGGGCGGCGGCGGCGGAGGAGGAGGAGGCGGAGGAGGAGGCGGCGGCGGCAACGGAGGCGGCGGGGGCCGGUACCGGACCCGGCGGGAUGAGCGAGGCGGAGACGGCGGCAGCUGCCCCGGCGGCGGAUGUGGCGGGGGUCGGGGUGGUGUCGCCCGGGGGUGACCUGCAGAAAUCCGGCGUUGGCGGUGGCGGGAUGGGAGGGGGAGUGGGAGCCGCCCCCGCCCCGCCCCCCGCCGGGAUCCCCGCAGCUCCGGGCCCCGCAGCCCCAGGCGCCCAGACGACGGCAGCCCCGGGGACCCCCGCACCCCCCGCCCGGAGCCAGGCGGACAAACCGGUGCUGGCAACCCAAGUUCUGGGCACUGUCAAAUGGUUCAACGUCCGAAAUGGUUAUGGAUUCAUCAACAGGAAUGACACCAAGGAGGAUGUCUUUGUCCACCAGACAGCCAUUAAAAGAAACAACCCUCGGAAGUUUCUGCGCAGUGUUGGGGAUGGGGAAACAGUGGAGUUUGAUGUCGUGGAAGGAGAGAAGGGUGCAGAAGCCGCUAAUGUGACUGGUCCAGGGGGGGUACCAGUGAAGGGCAGUCGCUAUGCUCCCAACCGGCGCCGUUUUCGUAGAUUUAUUCCCCGGCCACGCCCUGCUGCACCCCCACCCCUGGUGGCAGAGGCCCCUACAGGGGUAGCAGAGCCAGGUAGUGAAGGGGAAAGGGCCGAGGACCCCAGUCAGCGACCUCGCCGACGCCGUCCACCCCCCUUCUUUUACCGAAGACGUUUUGUUAGGGGCCCUCGGCCCUCCAACCAGCAGCAGCCUAUGGAGGGUACAGAUGGGGUAGAGCCCAAAGACCCAGCCCCCUUAGAAGGGGACCAACAGCAAGGAGAUGAACGGGCACCUCCACCCAGAUUCCGGCCCAGAUAUCGAAGGCCUUUCCGUCCUCGUCCUCCACAGCAGCCCACCACAGAAGGUGGAGAUGGAGAAACCAAACCUAGCCAGGGUCCUACAGAUGGCUCAAGGCCUGAGCCCCAGCGCCCACGAAAUCGUCCUUACUUUCAGCGUAGGAGGCAACAACCUCCUGGUCCCCGGCAGUCUUCAGCCCCUGAGACCUCAACCCCCAUAACCAGUGGGGACUCCCCUACCACCUUACUGGAGUGAUUCCAACUAGGGGGACAACUAGAGCAGCUAUCUGGUAUCUGCCAACUUUUUCCAACUGCUCCUUCCCUGUCUCCCUCCCUCUCCCCUCCAAAAAAAAAUCCAUGACAUUGAAACAGCGGCCUUCAACCUGUCCCCUCCUUCCCAGGACCCAGGAGGGUAGAACAACUUUUUAAUUUGGUUCAAACCCCCCCACCCCCAAGGGUGGAAGGAAGGGAGUACAUCCUUUGUCCACUGGAGCCAGAUCUCCCUUCCCCCCCACCCCAGUUUAUUUUUUGGGUCUUCUCCUUCCCCCACCCCAAACUCUGAAGCCAUUUGGUGAAAUGUCAUGUGCCACCUGAGCCUCCAGUAAAAAAAAAAAAUUUGCACAGCU
Messenger RNA from Monodelphis domestica (gray short-tailed opossum), 1526 nucleotides. RefSeq names its product Y-box binding protein 2 (gene YBX2). Gene Ontology annotation, molecular function: nucleic acid binding. NCBI's taxonomy places the organism in Eukaryota, Metazoa, Chordata, Mammalia, Didelphimorphia, Didelphidae. The record is from RefSeq and is a predicted model, not a curated record.